GGUACAAAAAAAGGAGCUCGGCGAAAGGACAGGUCGGAGACCAGCCGCGCUACAUUGAGUCCCCCCUUCUUUUUUUAAAGCCACAGAGACACACUCUGCGAGCCAGUCCGUCCCGUCCACAGCCCAUAGUGUCUUUUUAAAGGGCAGUUUUUGUGUGUUGUUGGGAGUGGAGGGGGUUGGGGGUGGGGUGGGGAAGAUACACAGCGAAGACUCGGCUCUUCCCGUGCGGCCAGUAUCUAUAGGUCGGUGCCGGAGCCGGAUGGCGCCGGUGUAGUUGUGCCAACGAAACUCGGGCGCGUUUCUCUGGAGAAAGAAAUAUCUGAAACAUCUUGUUUGUACGCGGACAGCAGCUGCAGGGACCGAUCCCGCCGGCACGGAUAUCCUCUGGACUCCCUACGAUGUUUGAAACGGAGGGAAGAAGCAUGUCACGGCUGUCUCUGACCCGGUCCCCGGUCUCUCCUCUGGCCUGCCAGGGGAUCCCCCUGCCGGCUCAGCUGACCAAGUCGAACGCCCCGGUGCACAUCGACGUCGGGGGACACAUGUACACCAGCAGCCUGGCGACCCUCACCAAGUACCCGGACUCGAGAAUCAGUCGUCUGUUCAACGGCACCGAGCCCAUCGUGUUGGACAGCUUGAAGCAGCACUACUUCAUAGAUCGGGACGGCGAGAUAUUCCGCUACAUUCUCAGCUUCCUCAGGACCAGCAAACUGCUGCUUCCAGAUGACUUCAAGGAUUUCCACCUGCUGUACGAGGAGGCGCGCUACUACCAGCUGAUGCCCAUGAUCAAGGAGCUGGAGCGCUGGAAGCAGGAGCGCGAGCAGCGGCGAAUGGCGCAACCCUGCGACUGCCUGGUGGUCCGCGUCACACCCGACCUGGGAGAGAGGAUCGCCCUGAGCGGCGAGAAGGUCCUCAUCGAGGAGAUCUUCCCGGAGACAGGAGACGUCAUGUGUAACUCGGUCAACGCCGGAUGGAACCAGGACCCGACGCACGUCAUCCGCUUCCCCCUCAAUGGCUACUGCAGGCUCAACUCUGUCCAGGUCCUGGAGCGUCUUUUCCAGAAAGGCUUCAACGUGGCGGCGUCUUGCGGAGGCGGCGUGGACUCAUCCCAGUUCAGCGAGUACGUGUUGUGUCGCGAGGACCGGCGGAGUCUCUCCCUCAACACGCCCAUCAGGAUAAAACAGGAACCGCUGGACUAGAGCAUCCUGGGAGAGGGACUGCCAACCCUACCAACACUCCUCCUGUCUCCCCACACCACCCCAACCCUAACUACCCCCCCCAUCCCCCCACCCUAACAAGACCACAACCACCCCCAACAUACCGAAGUAUUAGUGGAGGCUUGUUAACCUCACCGCCUCUGCGGAACUCUUAAGAGGAAUGUAGUACCAAACAAAGGAGGGGAAAAAAAGAAAAGUGUCAGCAGCAAAAGUUUUUGAUUAUGUGAAAUGACGGCCGAAGAAUCUGGGACUGUGAUGAAAACAACAACGACGACUCGACUCACGCAGCUCACUUGAACCAUUUUAGCACCAUGACUGGUUGAUUUCUUUUCCCUGUAAUUCUUAUAACAAAGGUGUUCUGACCCUUUUUG
Molecule: messenger RNA, 1585 nt
Organism: Anarrhichthys ocellatus (wolf-eel)
Lineage: Eukaryota; Metazoa; Chordata; Actinopteri; Perciformes; Anarhichadidae
Gene: kctd15b
Product: potassium channel tetramerization domain containing 15b
Exons: 5
Coding region: 399-1196 (265 amino acids)
Biological process (GO): protein homooligomerization
Molecular function (GO): protein binding
Source: RefSeq, a predicted model, not a curated record